Messenger RNA from Mesoplodon densirostris (Blainville's beaked whale), 4732 nucleotides. RefSeq names its product zinc finger protein 239 (gene ZNF239). The transcript is spliced from 5 exons. Lineage: Eukaryota; Metazoa; Chordata; Mammalia; Artiodactyla; Ziphiidae. Bases 2066 to 3286 code for a protein of 406 amino acids. Gene Ontology annotation, cellular component: nucleus. Gene Ontology annotation, biological process: regulation of transcription by RNA polymerase II. The record is from RefSeq and is a predicted model, not a curated record. Gene Ontology annotation, molecular function: RNA polymerase II transcription regulatory region sequence-specific DNA binding; DNA-binding transcription factor activity, RNA polymerase II-specific.
GGUAUGGUCGCUCGCGCAAUCCGCGCGGCCUGCAGAGAAGCGUCUGGCGGUCGAGUUGUGGGAGUGCCGCGGGGGAGGCGCUGGGCCACAGGGGCCCGGAAGCCUGGCGGGCGGCCGUGGGAGGGCGCGCGUCCUGGAGGAGGUGCGAGCACGGGCCGCACGUGUGUCCGCUCGCCGCGACCGCCGCUGCGUUCCCCGGUCCUGGCCGCGGUCACCUGAGACCAGGCGGCCCCUAGCGCUAAGCCGGCCGCGGCUCCGAGAGGCCCUCCUCUCGCCUGCCUGAGCUCCGGCCUUGGCCGGCCUGGGAGCUUCGCAGUUGGCCACACCGGCCUUUUCCGCGCCGGUGACUGGCCUUAUUCGAAGGAGGAUUUCGGUGGACGUUAGGGGACCGAGAGGGGCUCCUGUGAGAGACCGAAGUUUCCGUCCCCACAGCCCUGUCCUCGCUGAAAAGAGAUUGCGUCAGAGCCCCCGCACCCCAGAAACGAGUCAGGCCUUCAGGCGUCUCGGGCAGCCGAAAUCUCUGCCGAGAGGCGACACAUCCGACCGGAGAGCUCCUACUGCUCUAACCUAGAACGUUAGGGCAAAAAUCGUAAAGCCUCGGGAAACGGGCACAUCUUAGAGCUGCUAGGGCCAGUGGGAUUUUCUUACCCUCAUGGGUUUGCGGGGGAGGCUUGGCCUGUUUGGUCCAAAGCCUAGUGGAGAGAGGCGAGGGAGGUGCAGCUUGGAGAGACAGGAAAGGCACCCCAGGAGAGGGUGUGUGAAGGUAGCAGGAGCUGAUUAACUUUUUUCCUACAGUCUUGCUGGACUGCUUAGUCUAUGUCCUGCAAGGUGGACUUGAUUUUCAUGGUUUUUUCGCUUUCCCUAACUCUACUUUUUCAGGAAUCUAUCCUUCUUGAGAGGAGGAAAUGACCAAGUUCCAGGAAUGGUCAACUACUUAGUUUAGAAGAAGAAAGGACAUAUGAUUUAUAUGACUAGGGAAAAAAUUGAGAUCAGAAGUGUACUUUGGCUGAGAGGAAAAAAGAGGAAGGAUCAAAGGAUGGUGAUCUUGAUAAAGCAGAUGUCAUGGAGGAGGAAGAGGAGAAAAAAUAGGAAGAUGUUUUUAAGGUGUGAAUUUUGAGAUAUUAAUAUUUCAAAGGAACAGUGGUCCAAAUAGUGAAAUGGCCCUAAUUAUGAUUGUUGAGGCAGAGGUCAUUGGCAUUAAAGAGAUUAAGAAGGACUUCCCUGGUGGUGGCGUGGUUAAGAAUCCGCCUGCCAGUGCAGGGGACAUGGGUUCGAGCCCUGGUCCAGGAAGAUCCCACAUGCCGCGGAGAAACUAAGCCCGUGCUCCACAAGUACUGAGCCUGCGCUCUAGAGCCUGCGAGCCACAACUACUGAAGCCCACGUGCCUAGAGCUCAUGCUCUGCAACAAGAGAAGCCACUGCAAUGAGAAGCCCGCACACUGCAACGAAGAGUAGCCCCCGCUCGCUGCAACUAGAGAAAGCCUGCCUGCAGCAACGAAGACCCAACGCAGCCAAAAAAAGAGAGAGAGAGAGAUUAAGAAAUGUGAGGAACCAGUAACCUUCAAGGAUGUCUCUGUGGAUUUCACCGAGGAGGAGUGGGGUUGCUGGACCCUGCUCAGAGGAAGCUGCACGUAGCUGUGAUGCUGGAAAACGACAGUCACUUGGUCUCAGUGGUCUUAUGUUCACAGUAUGAUACUGGAGUGUACAUCCUCAGCUGAUGCUCAACCCUUUUUGGUGCCCGUGUGUUCUACUUACAGGGGACACCUCUGCUGACUGGGCUUGGAAUGGAUCUAAUAAGAAUCCAGAUGGAGACUUGAAUGAAAAUUCUGUGGAGAAUCAACAGAAAGGAGUUAGGUUAUCUCUUACCUGAAUAGCUUUCCUCCUGGCAAAUUUUGGAAGAGAUGGCCAGUACAAAAACUGGGAGUCAGGAUUAAAUUGUGAAUCUUCAGUGUACAGGAAUCCUGAACUAGAUCGUCCCCCUUGUCAAAAGUGGGGAGAAGCAUCUUCUCAUAUUUCCAAAAACAAAAGCAGUUUGGUGACUCUUCAGAGUGAUGAUUUAAAAAAACAUGGAAAGUGAAGAAUAUUUGUCUUUGAAAGUCCCAAGCCAAAUGGCCACACAGGACUCCUCAGUGACAUUCUGUAAGAAUGAGCCCCAAGUUCCUCAGGAAAGCAAAAGUCUGUUUGUAACUGAAGAAAGCACUGAGAGGAAAAUCUCAGAGGGCAAAAGUCCUCCCAUCGACCAUUGUUCAGAGAACCUUCAAAAUAAAAUUGUGUCUGAUGUAAAAGAAGUGGUCUCGCCCUCAUUCACAGGUGAGACAAUAUGCCAGAUUGGCCAGUCGAAAGAAUCCUUGGAUCCCUUUGACUGUAAACACAAGGACAUUUGUGGUUGGAAAUCAUGGGUGAUCGGUCGUAGUCAUCAGAGAGCUCAUACAGAGGAGAAGCCCUGUACCCAUUAUGACUGUGGGAAAAUACGUACCACCAGCCCAGGUGGUCACCCAGGUGAGAAAAUCCACACUGCUGAGAAACUAUACAGAUGUAGUCAGUGCGGUAGGGACUUCAGUGAGCGCUCAGAGCUAGUCCUUCAUCAGAGGAACCACACAGAAGAAAAGCCCUACAGAUGUGAUCAGUGCGGGAAGGGCUUCACAAGAAGCUCAAGUCUCCUCAUCCACCGCGAAGUCCAUGCAGAUGAGAAGCCUUAUAAGUGCGACAAGUGUGGGAAGGGCUUCACGAGGAGUUCAAGUCUGCUCAUUCAUCACUCAGUCCACACAGGCGAGAAGCCUUACAAAUGUGACAAGUGCGGGAAGGGCUUUACUCAGAGCUCCAAACUGCACAUCCAUCAGCGAGUGCACACUGGAGAGAAGCCCUAUGAGUGCGGGGAGUGUGGUAUGAGCUUCAGUCAGCGCUCCAACCUGCACAUCCACCAGCGCAUCCAUACAGGGGAGAGGCCCUACAAGUGUGGAGAGUGUGGGAAGGGCUUCAGUCAGAGUUCAAACCUUCACAUCCACCGGUGCUCACACACGGGGGAGAAGCCUUACCAGUGCUAUGAGUGCGGGAAGGGCUUCAGCCAGAGCUCAGACCUCCGCAUCCACCUCAGAGUCCACACUGGGGAGAAGCCCUAUCACUGCGGCAAGUGCGGGAAGGGAUUCAGCCAGAGUUCCAAACUCCUUAUCCACCAGAGAGUCCACACUGGAGAGAAGCCCUACGAGUGCAGCAAGUGUGGGAAGGGCUUCAGCCAGAGCUCCAACCUCCACAUCCACCAGCGGGUCCACAGGAAAGAUCCCCAUUAAAUGAGGUCUUCAAUCGCAUGCUUGUACUCUAAAGACUUAAAUAUUUUUAACAUCACUCUUACUUUUAUAUUCUCAGGAUAUAGUAAGAGUUAUUCAGAUAAGUUCCCUCACUGGAAAAUAAUUCAUUUAAAGUAUUUAACUACCAAGCACUUUGUUAUGCUACACAGUGAAUUGAUUGCCCUUGUUCCUCAGAUGGGUAGAGUGAAAACGUCUGUACUUUGCUCUUCAGCCAGUGUUCCUAGAACUACAUAUCCUUCCCAGCAUUUUUAAGUGCAAGAACCUCAUAUUUGUCCAAGCAGAACAUGUUUCCUUUGUUCACAUUCUCUGAGAAAUUGGAACUUUGGCUUCUCUUCAAAUCACGUGCCUUGUGUUUUCCUAUUUCCUUCCAGCCCUGAGUAGCCCUCUCUAAAUUCUGGUUAUACAAUAUGUUAGUUUUAGGUUGAGGGGGUGGUUGGAGAUAUAAUGGGCAUGGAAAUCUGUCAUUGCGCACACGUACUACAGCCUGUGGCCUCACAAGAACGUGGAGAAGAGCUACUCGUGCAGUACACCCAACACACUACAGGAUGUGAGACCCCUCCCCUUCCUCCCCACAAGGCAACUGCUCAAGAACGUAAGUAGUUCUUUUUCCUGGGUGCAGCUAGUCUGUUGGGGUGCUUCCAGGUCUUGCCACCUCAGAUGACACCCUCACCAAAUUAAAGCCAAGUAGGGUACCUACACCAUGUUGAAACAUGUUAAAUGAAGUUGAAAUAUAUUUAAAUGUAUUUAAUUUGUCUCUGAACACUGAACCUCUCUUAUUUCCUUAAAUUUCUUCACCACCCAUGUUCUGAACCAAACAAAGGAGUCAGGAGAGAGAGUUCUGAUAUUUUUCUCUUCAGACUUAACUCGUUUUAAUAUUUGAUAUACCCCCCAAAAAGUCAUUUGUUUUGGCAGCAUUGUUACUGCACCAGACUUGGGUCUGCUUGUCCAUGCACAAUAAAGCCAAUCUACUGACACUGGGUUGUGAAGGAAGUGCACCAUUUAUUGCAGGGCACCAAACAAGGGGUCCAAGCAGCUAGUGCUCAAAAGGCCUAAACUCCCUGAUGGCUUUCAGGGAAAGAUUUUAAAAGACAGGGUGAGGAAGGGGGGACUGUGGGGUGCAUGAUCAGCUCGUGGACAUUCUUCUGAUGGAUUGGUGGUUAGUUAAUCGAGAGUCAACAUCGUCAACCUUCUGUUUCCAUCCUGUCUGGGGUCUAAUUGCUUGUGGGCAGCAUACAGUUAACUUCUUCCACCUGGUGGCAGAUUCAGUAUCUGCAAAACAGCUCAAAGGACAUUGCUCAGAAUAUUAUUUAUAGCCCUUCAGGAGGAACUAUAGGUCCUUGACUUUAUUUAAUGGCUCAACUAUUGUUAUUUUGUCUUGCUUGACUGUUUUCCUUUCUGCAUUUUCUCACUUCUCUGAUUAAAUUUACU